AUGCAAGAAGCUUCAGAGUUCACUAGGCAAUUGCCGCCUACUUCUUCAAUUUCAGCGCCAAUAAUUCGUGCGUUUGGCUUGCCGGAUAUACCUGAGCUCCCGGUGCUGGACUCCGCGUUUGAAGCCGAUGGCAAUCAUCGCAAAGAGAGUAUUCUCUCAUCGCCUGCACUGGUCCCAAUUCCGGAGGAAAGCUCCGAGGACAGUGACAGCGAGGCCUUAGACCCAUUGAUACCUGAAUCAUCCCUCUCGCUCACUGAAAUUGAAGUUUCAACUUCGGCUGGGAAUGUUCCAAUGCCGUAUUCUUUGCCACCAGCUCCAAUGAACCCAACCACGUCCGUUCCAGAAGUGGGCUACAAUGUUUCUAACCUCGCUCCAUUACCGCCAUCUCUGCCUGUGAACCCUUUAUCACCAGAAAGCAAUCAUGAUAAUGGAUACACAUCAUCAGUGGCAUCAACGACCGACGAUUCUGACUCAGUCUUCGAUGAUGGACAAUCAGAGAACACGUCUAGCUACACAGCCUCAUUGCUAUCCGACGUGAAAAACUAUGCUUACGAAAAUGGAAGACGUUAUCACUCAUACCGGGAAGGCCACUACGUCCUUCCCAAUGAUGAACCUGAACAAGAUCGGCAAGAUCUCCUCCACCACGUUCGAAACCUCGUGCUAAACGGCCGGCUCUUCCGAGCCCCACUGGACGAACACAUUCAGCGUGCCCUCGACAUUGGCACCGGCACCGGAAUCUGGGCCAUCGAUUUUGCAGACAGUUUCCCCGGUGCUGAGGUAACGGGAACUGAUCUGAGUCCUAUCCAGCCAUCAUGGGUUCCACCAAACCUUCGCUUUGUGGUAGACGACGCCGAAUCGCAAUGGCUCUACAGCCCAAGCCGACCAUUUGACUUCAUCCAUGCCCGGGAUCUGGGCGGUGCUAUCGCCGACUGGCCGCGGCUGAUGCGCCAGAGCUACGAGUAUCUCCGUCCCGGUGGAUGGGUUGAGCUGCAGGAGUUUGAAGUUAUGCUCAAGUCGGAUGAUGAUUCAAUCCUUCUUGCCCCGGCAUUGUGCGAGUUUCUCGAACGACUGACUCAGGCCAGCGAGGCAUUUCACCGACCUAUGAAUAUCGCCGAAGGUCACCGGCAGCGCCUGGUUGAGGCUGGUUUUGAAGAUGUUCGAGAUGAGGUGUACAAGGUUCCAUCCAGUGUUUGGGCUAGGGAUCCCGUGCAAAAGGAAAUUGGUCGGUACAACCAAUGCUCCCUUCUCAUGGCGGUUGAAUCCUACUCGCUGGCUCUUUUCACUCGUGUCCUAGGAUGGUCGAAUAAUGAUACUCAGAUUUUCCUGGCAGGGGUGCGCAAAGAUCUCAAGAAUCCCGCCGUGCAUACUUACUGCAAGCUGCAUGUCGUUUACGGUCGGAAGCCGUCUGAAUCCCAGUUGAAUCAGCAAUUUGACUAG
This is a messenger RNA of Penicillium crustosum, 1437 nucleotides long. Its product is annotated as class I SAM-dependent methyltransferase. The coding region runs from base 1 to 1437 and encodes 478 amino acids. The record is from RefSeq and is a predicted model, not a curated record. The transcript has 2 exons. Gene Ontology annotation, molecular function: methyltransferase activity. NCBI's taxonomy places the organism in Eukaryota, Fungi, Ascomycota, Eurotiomycetes, Eurotiales, Aspergillaceae.